AUGGCCUCUGGAGAUGCUGAGAUGGCUGUUUUUGGGGAGGCAGCUCCUUACCUCCGCAAGUCAGAGAAGGAGAGAAUUGCAGCCCAGAACAAGCCUUUUGAUGCCAAGUCAUCUGUCUUUGUGGUGCAUCCUAAGGAAUCCUUUGUGAAAGGGACAAUCCAGAGCAGGGAGGCCGGGAAGGUCACUGUCAAGACUGAAGGGGGAGAGACCUUGACCGUCAAAGACGAUCAGAUCUUCUCCAUGAACCCCCCCAAGUAUGAUAAAAUCGAGGACAUGGCCAUGAUGACCCACCUCCAUGAACCCGCUGUGCUGUACAACCUCAAAGAGCGUUAUGCAGCCUGGAUGAUCUACACCUACUCAGGUCUCUUCUGUGUCACCAUCAACCCCUACAAGUGGCUGCCGGUGUACAACCCGGAGGUGGUGUUGGCCUACCGAGGCAAGAAGCGCCAGGAGGCCCCUCCACACAUCUUCUCCAUCUCUGACAACGCCUAUCAGUUCAUGCUGACUGAUCGCGAGAACCAGUCGAUCCUGAUCACCGGAGAAUCCGGUGCCGGGAAGACUGUGAACACCAAGCGUGUCAUCCAGUACUUUGCAACAAUUGCAGCCAGUGGGGAGAAGAAGAAGGAGGAGCAGUCUGGCAAAAUGCAGGGAACGCUUGAGGAUCAAAUCAUCAGCGCCAACCCGCUGCUGGAGGCCUUUGGGAACGCCAAGACCGUGAGGAACGACAACUCCUCACGCUUUGGCAAAUUCAUCAGAAUCCACUUUGGAGCUACAGGCAAACUGGCUUCUGCUGACAUUGAAACCUAUCUGCUGGAGAAGUCCAGAGUCCCUUUCCAGCUCAAGGCAGAAAGAAGCUACCACAUCUUUUAUCAGGUCACUUCCAACAAGAAGCCCGAGCUAAUUGACAUGCUCCUCAUCACCACCAACCCUUAUGAUUUCCACUUUGUGAGUCAAGGUGAGAUCACUGUUCCCAGCAUUGAUGACAAGGAGGAGCUGAUGGCUACAGAUAGUGCCAUUGACAUCCUGGGCUUCACUGCUGAUGAGAAAACAGCCAUCUACAAGCUGACAGGGGCUGUCAUGCACCAUGGGAACUUGAAGUUCAAGCAGAAGCAACGAGAGGAGCAGGCAGAGCCUGAUGGCACAGAAGUGGCUGACAAGACUGCCUACCUAAUGGGUCUGAACUCAGCAGACCUGCUCAAGGCUCUCUGCUACCCUCGAGUCAAGGUGGGGAAUGAAUAUGUGACCAAGGGGCAAACUGUGCAGCAGGUGAACAAUUCAGUGGGUGCUCUGGCAAAGGCUGUCUAUGAGAAGAUGUUCUUGUGGAUGGUUGUUCGUAUUAACCAACAGCUGGAUACCAAGCAGCCCAGACAGUACUUCAUUGGUGUCCUGGACAUUGCUGGCUUUGAGAUCUUUGAUUUCAACAGCUUUGAGCAGCUGUGCAUCAACUUCACCAAUGAGAAACUGCAACAGUUCUUCAACCAUCACAUGUUCGUGCUGGAGCAGGAGGAGUACAAGAAAGAAGGAAUUGAAUGGACAUUCAUUGACUUUGGGAUGGACCUGGCUGCCUGCAUUGAGCUGAUUGAGAAGCCCAUGGGCAUCUUCUCCAUCCUGGAAGAGGAGUGCAUGUUCCCCAAGGCAACUGACACCUCUUUCAAGAACAAGCUCUAUGACCAACAUCUGGGCAAGUCCAACAACUUCCAGAAGCCCAAACCUGCCAAAGGCAAGGUUGAGGCCCACUUCUCCCUGGUGCACUAUGCUGGCACAGUGGACUACAACAUCUCUGGCUGGCUGGAGAAGAACAAGGACCCUCUGAAUGAAACUGUCAUUGGGUUGUACCAGAAAUCAUCAGUGAAGACCCUGGCCUUACUCUUUGCCAAUUAUGGUGGAGCAGAUGCAGAAUCUGGAGGUGGCAAGAAGGGUGGCAAAAAGAAGGGUUCUUCUUUCCAGACUGUCUCAGCUCUCUUCCGGGAGAACUUAAACAAGCUGAUGACCAAUCUUCGGAGCACUCACCCCCACUUUGUCCGUUGCAUCAUCCCAAAUGAAACAAAAACACCUGGUGCCAUGGAGCAUGAGCUGGUGCUGCACCAGCUGCGGUGCAACGGAGUGCUGGAAGGGAUCCGAAUUUGCAGGAAAGGAUUCCCCAGCAGGGUUCUCUACGCUGACUUCAAGCAGAGAUACAAGGUGCUUAAUGCCAGUGCCAUCCCAGAGGGACAGUUCAUUGAUAGCAAGAAGGCUUCUGAGAAGCUUCUUGGGUCAAUUGACGUGGAUCACACCCAGUACAAAUUUGGACACACCAAGGUGUUCUUCAAAGCUGGGCUGCUGGGGCUCCUGGAGGAGAUGAGGGAUGAGAAGCUGGCACAGCUCAUCACCCGCACACAGGCCAUGUGCAGGGGCUUCCUGAUGAGAGUGGAGUACCAGAGAAUGGUGGAGAGGAGGGAGUCCAUCUUCUGCAUCCAGUACAACGUUCGGGCCUUCAUGAACGUCAAGCACUGGCCCUGGAUGAAGCUGUUCUUCAAGAUCAAGCCCUUGCUGAAGAGUGCAGAGUCUGAGAAGGAGAUGGCCAACAUGAAGGAGGAGUUUGAGAAAACCAAGGAGGAGCUUGCAAAGUCUGAGGCCAAGAGGAAGGAGCUGGAGGAGAAAAUGGUGGUCCUGCUGCAGGAGAAAAACGACCUGCAGCUCCAAGUGCAGGCAGAAGCAGACAGCUUGGCUGAUGCUGAGGAAAGGUGUGACCAGCUCAUCAAAACCAAAAUCCAGCUGGAAGCCAAAGUUAAAGAAGUGACUGAAAGGGCUGAGGAUGAGGAGGAAAUUAAUGCUGAGCUGACAGCCAAGAAGAGGAAACUGGAGGAUGAAUGUUCAGAGCUGAAGAAAGAUAUUGAUGACCUUGAGCUAACACUGGCCAAGGUUGAGAAGGAAAAGCAUGCCACUGAAAACAAGGUGAAAAACCUCACAGAGGAGAUGGCAGCCCUGGACGAGACCAUUGCCAAGCUGACCAAAGAGAAGAAAGCCCUCCAAGAGGCCCAUCAGCAGACGCUGGAUGACCUGCAGGCAGAGGAGGACAAAGUCAACACUCUGUCCAAAGCUAAGGCCAAGCUGGAGCAGCAAGUAGACGAUCUGGAAGGGUCCCUGGAGCAGGAGAAGAAACUGCGUGUGGACCUUGAGAGAGCUAAGAGGAAACUUGAAGGAGACCUGAAGCUGGCCAAUGACAGCAUCAUGGAUUUGGAAAAUGAUAAGCAGCAGCUGGAUGAGAAACUGAAGAAGAAAGACUUUGAGAUCAGCCAGAUCCAGAGCAAAAUCGAAGAUGAGCAAGCCCUGGGCAUGCAGUUACAGAAGAAGAUCAAGGAGCUGCAGGCUCGUAUUGAGGAGCUGGAGGAGGAAAUUGAGGCCGAGCGAACCUCUCGGGCCAAAGCAGAGAAGCAUCGGGCUGACCUGUCCAGGGAGCUGGAGGAGAUCAGCGAGCGCCUGGAAGAAGCAGGAGGAGCUACUGCAGCUCAGAUUGAUAUGAAAAAGAAGCGGGAGGCAGAGGUCCCGAAGAUGCGCCGUGACCUGGAGGAGGCCACGCUGCAGCACGAAGCCACGGCUGCCGCCCUGCGCAAGAAGCACGCGGACAGCACAGCUGAGCUGGGGGAGCAGAUCGACAACCUGCAACGCGUGAAGCAGAAGCUGGAGAAGGAGAAGAGUGAGCUGAAGAUGGAGAUUGACGACCUGGCCAGUAACAUGGAGUCUGUCUCCAAGGCUAAGGCAAACCUGGAGAAGAUGUGUCGCACACUAGAAGACCAGCUGAGUGAGAUUAAGACAAAGGAAGAGGAGCAUCAGCGCAUGAUCAAUGACCUUAAUGCUCAAAGAGCUCGUCUGCAGACAGAAGCAGGUGAAUAUUCACGCCAGGUGGAUGAAAAAGAUGCUUUGAUAUCUCAGCUAUCCAGAGGCAAACAGGCAUUUACUCAACAGAUUGAGGAACUAAAAAGACAUUUGGAGGAAGAAAUAAAGGCCAAGAACGCCCUGGCCCACGCCUUGCAGUCUGCUCGCCACGACUGUGACUUGCUCCGGGAACAGUAUGAGGAGGAGCAGGAAGCCAAGGGGGAGCUGCAGCGUGCCCUGUCCAAGGCCAACAGCGAAGUGGCCCAGUGGAGAACCAAAUACGAGACGGACGCGAUUCAGCGCACCGAGGAGCUGGAGGAGGCCAAGAAGAAGCUGGCACAGCGGCUGCAGGAUGCAGAGGAACACGUUGAAGCCGUCAAUGCCAAAUGUGCUUCCCUGGAAAAGACCAAGCAGAGGCUGCAGAAUGAAGUGGAGGACUUGAUGAUUGACGUGGAGCGCUCAAACGCUGCCUGUGCAGCUCUGGAUAAGAAGCAGAGGAACUUUGACAAGAUCCUGGCCGAGUGGAAGCAGAAGUAUGAGGAGACGCAGGCUGAGCUGGAAGCCUCCCAGAAGGAGUCUCGCUCUCUCAGCACCGAGCUGUUCAAGAUGAAGAAUGCCUAUGAGGAGUCCUUGGACCACCUGGAGACGCUCAAGCGCGAGAACAAGAACCUGCAGCAGGAGAUUUCCGACCUGACGGAGCAGAUUGCCGAGGGAGGAAAGGCGAUUCAUGAGCUGGAGAAAGUCAAGAAGAAUGAAGCCCUGAGGCUGAAGAAGAAGAUGGAGGGAGACCUGAAUGAAAUGGAGAUCCAGCUCAGCCAUGCCAACCGCCAGGCUGCAGAGGCACAAAAGAACCUGAGGAACACACAGGGAGUGCUCAAGGAUACCCAGAUACACCUGGAUGAUGCUCUGAGGACUCAGGAGGACCUGAAGGAGCAGGUGGCCAUGGUGGAGCGCAGAGCAAACCUGCUUCAAGCUGAAGUUGAGGAGCUUCGGUCAGCCCUGGAGCAGACGGAGCGGUCGAGGAAGUUGGCUGAGCAGGAGCUUCUGGAUGCCACGGAACGUGUGCAGCUCCUCCACACCCAGAACACCAGCUUGAUCAACACUAAGAAGAAGCUGGAAACAGACAUUGUGCAAAUUCAGGGUGAAAUGGAGGAUAUGAUCCAGGAAGCCCGCAAUGCUGAAGAGAAGGCCAAGAAGGCCAUCACAGAUGCAGCCAUGAUGGCAGAAGAGCUGAAGAAGGAGCAGGACACCAGUGCCCACCUGGAGAGGAUGAAGAAGAACCUGGACGUUACAGUGAAGGACCUGCAGCACCGUCUGGAUGAGGCUGAGCAGCUGGCCCUGAAGGGAGGCAAGAAGCAAAUCCAGAAGCUGGAGGCCAGGGUGCGGGAGCUGGAAGGGGAGGUUGAUGCUGAGCAGAAGCGCAGCGCUGAAGCCGUGAAGGGUGUGCGCAAGUACGAGAGGAGGGUGAAGGAGCUGACCUACCAGUCUGAGGAAGACCGGAAGAAUAUUCUGCGGCUGCAGGACCUGGUGGACAAGCUGCAAAUGAAGGUGAAAUCCUACAAGAGACAAGCUGAGGAGGCUGAGGAAUUGUCCAACGUCAACCUCUCCAAGUUCCGCAAGAUCCAGCACGAGCUGGAGGAAGCCGAGGAGCGGGCUGACAUUGCAGAGUCACAGGUCAACAAGCUCCGGGCCAAGAGCAGGGAGUUUCAUGGCAAGAAGAUAGAAGAGGAAGAGUGAGAGUGUCAUGAGGCGACAAAGUGACCUGAGGAUGCGCAAAAUGUGAACCUCUUGGUCGCUUUUCUUCUGCAAUGUCUCUCUGUACCCGCCCCCGUGUCUAGAGAAUAAAGACUGUAGAUUCCUCUG
Molecule: messenger RNA, 5718 nt
Organism: Chaetura pelagica (chimney swift)
Lineage: Eukaryota; Metazoa; Chordata; Aves; Apodiformes; Apodidae
Product: myosin heavy chain, skeletal muscle, adult-like
Exons: 38
Coding region: 1-5592 (1863 amino acids)
Cellular component (GO): myosin complex
Molecular function (GO): actin filament binding; ATP binding; cytoskeletal motor activity
Source: RefSeq, a predicted model, not a curated record